AUGAUGAAUAUUGCCAGUAAAAGCAACGCCAACAACGAUGAUUUGUUCUUUGUGCAGAACAUGUAGAUGCCUCCCUAUGAGGAUCACUCAAGUUAUACCCAUCAGACACUCACUUCGAGUAUAGUGUACAAUGCCAAUUUAGGACCGUUAAUUGACUGGGUCAAUUCAUUUAACGAUCCAUACUGCCUCCUAGUAAAUUCCCUCAAUGAUUUAAGAGACGGUAUUGCUUUCUGUCAUCUAGUCGGCUUGAUAACAUGCACUCCCUCAGACCAGGAAAAGAUAAGACAGCUUGUCUACUAUGAUGCCUCCUCAAAUGGAAAUAACGAAGACUUGAUCGCGCAGAAUAUGGAUUUAGCUUUAAACAUUCUCAAAAAUAGUUCUAUUCCAGUCCCUGACCACACUUUAACGCUUAAUUCUCAAAGUUUGAUGGAAAACGAUGAAUGUCUUUUAUAGUUCUUAGAGGUACUUAAAUAAGUUCACGAACUACUUGGAGGCUACACUAAUAAUACCGGAAUUCUCUAAAGUCCCAUAUCGAAGCAACAGCAGCAGUAAUAGUAUGCUUAAAAUCAUAAUACUAGCGCCAUGAGCUAUCCAUAACAGAAGACUUAGUAGUUACCUAGUCAAAUUCAUGAAGACUUAUCCUCAAAUGGUUAAACUUAACUCAUGUCAAAAUCACCCUCUGUUGGAAAUGUAUUUUAGCCUCAAUUUACUUCUGCUUAUCAGAAUCAUAAUCCACUCGACAGUGACAACAAAAUGAAUUCAUUGAUAAUUACACCAAGAAAUUUGCCCUUACAAAUGCAAACUUCUCUUAAUAAUUUUAAUCCAAACCAGGUUAAAGAUAAAUUUCAGUCUAACUUGAGUCAUAGACGAUUUGAAAAUUCCCUUGAGAUCAACAACAUAUCUCCGAUUGGCUAGAAAUAAUCUGUUUCUCCCCUUAAUCAUAACUAAGAAGAUGUCUCGCAUGUUCUUAGCAUGCAACUUGGAGGAAUAAUUAUGCCUAUUGGCAAUAGUAUAACACCAGAUAAUAUUUUCAAUAAAGAUCCAGAAGAGAUCUAGCUUGAAAAAGAAAUUGAAGCAAUCAAUGACUCAUAUAUGGUAGUAAAUCAUAAUUUCAUCAGCUAAGCAAAGGACAAGGAAAAUCUAUUUGGUGUCAAGCACAGCAAUUCCAUUAUGAAUGCUCACAACAAAAGUAUGUCAAAUAACCAGUAGAGUUUGUAUUAGAAUCAUAUUAGCAGUGUCAGUACCAGUGCAAGUAGAGAGAAAUGGAAGAUCAAAUAGCUUUAAAAUGAAAACUAGGAUUAUAGCAAGAUAAUUAAGAACUCCAAUUAAAAGAUGAUAAAGACUGUUGACCCAGCUACAGCUUAGACAUUGCAAUCCAAUCAUAAUAAAAUAAACUAGUCCUAGUAAAUACAAGAUUAAUAUAAUGUAUUUGAUAAGUCCAAUAUUCAGGAUGGACUUACAAUGGAAUCUAAUAUUAGAAGUCAAAAGCAUAAAUUUGUUUCUAACUAAACUUCUUCUGUAUCUUAAGAUUAGUAACAAAAUUUCAUGCAAAACUAAUCGUUUAACAAGCAUAAUUUGCCACUGUAGAGAAAGGAAAUCUCAAGACAGCAAACUUUUCAGAAUACUUAGAAACCAGCUUCUGAUGAAGAUGAAAUAAUGAAUGAAAUGCAAACAUUAAACAUUCAGCCUGAAAGCAAGGAACUCGGCUCAAAUAAAAAUAAACCAUUACUCUUACAAGAAGUAAAGAUAGAUAUAAUUGAUAUAAAAACUCAGUAUAAAGUGCUUGAUUGGCUUGUCCAAGACGUAAAAUUACUCAAAAAUAAUGAAAGGCUUAUUAAUGAGCUACCUUUAUAUUGCAAAAAUGGUGUUUUCUUCUGCGAUUUAAUUAACAGGUUAAAUGGUAAGCAUGCAAUCAUAAAAGGUAUUGACAGAAAUCCCAAGAAUAUGACUUCUAUCAUUGCUAAUCUCAAUAAGAUCUUAGACUAUUUCAGACAAUUCCCUAAAUUUUGUGCAAGAUAUUUAUGGGCUCAGAAAUAUAUCAUUGACGGUAAUACUGAUGUUAUUUGGGGAUUUUUAGAUGAUAUAUGGCAUUGGCACUUCAAUAAAAUUAGCCCCUAUGAUAUAACAUACAAAGCCCCCUCAAACAAUUUAAAGUCUUCAUAAAGCAGAACUAGAGAUGACACUUCUUCACUUGGGAGAUAUUAACAGUAAUAGCUAAAUUAGUUAACUAAAGAAAACACUUCAAACAAUAUUACACAGAUGCUUCCUCCAAAGAUCCAAUCAAACAGAACAAUGGAUCGCAGAACUUCAUAAAAUGCAACGAAUGCUAAUACAACAGCCUCUCACGUUCCUCAGAAUUACAGUAAUGACUACGAUUAGCAUAACUAGAAAAUAAAUAUCUAGCGAGUACAGACUCCUAAUAUUUAAAAUAUGAAUAAAGGGAAUCAUCAUUAGAACGAUUCAAUGGUAAAUCAAACCCUACCAAGAGAACGGUCAUAUGGAUCACUUCACCAAUAAAAAACGCCAUUAAUUAGAAAUCUGAGAGCAUAGGACGCUCCUCUUUAAGCAGGUUACAAAUCUACCAGAGCUGUGAUGUCAACUCAUGGGAAUAACUCCUUUAGCAGAAACAGUGGUUCUAAAAGAAGAAGAGAUAUCUCAAACAUCAACUCUCCAAUUGCAAAAGAUCAAACUGGCAAGGUUUACUUCAUGAGCAAUAGCAAAAAGGACGAUAGAGAUAUGCUAAAUCUGCUAUCAAUCAACCAAAAAGGAGCAAGUAAUAACUAUGAGCACUUUACAAUAAGCGAUGACAUGAUAAGUGAUGUGCGAACCUGGCUUUUUAACCUAAAGUUCUAAAGUUUCUUAUCAAAGGAAUUUGAUCAUAAAGACAUCUGUGGAGAUCCCUAUAGCAAUGGCAUUUUACUGGGAGAACUCUUCAGCUAUCUUGAAAAAAUCACUCUCUACAAGAUCAUCUAAUACCCCUCCACUAUAUCAGAGUGCAAAGAGAACCUGUUGAAAGUGAUAAGCAUCAUUAAAUAAAGAAGAAGAGAUUUCCCAUCCAGGUUGCUAAGUGAGAAAGCUGUGGAAAAUAUUCUGAAGCGUGACAAGCAAACUAUUUAUUCAAUCCUUUACUACUUAAAACUCUCAUACCCAGAUGUAUAGCCAAUCGAAAACGAGGCUUUACUGAAUACAACUAGUGCUGCUGCCAAUUGCAGUGUAAUGAGCAAUCAAUCUCAGUAAAACUUGGCAUUACCCUACACCACUGGGGAGAUCAAGCUGCUUGAAACUAGUAUUCUGAAUUGGAUCAAGUCAAUGGGAGUUCUUAGCAAGUUUGGCUAGCAUUAUAACGAGGUUUAAAGUUUGUUAGAGAUACAGAAAGAAAUCUCCAAUGGAAGUUUACUCUGUGAAAUAGUUACAACAAUCUUCAAUGUGAAGAUAAUGGGUAUAUUUAAAGACCCAAAGACAGAAGCAACUGCAAUCUCAAACAUUAGAAAGUCUUUGGAAGUUUUGAAAAAGCAGACCAAGAUGAGCCAAAAGUUUACUUGGGCUGAAAGAGAGAUAUAUGAAGGUCAAAUCAACAUAGUUAUUGGGCUAUUAGAAGACCUACACAGAUGCUUUGAUGGUCUCUAGCCAAGAAAGAGAGGUCCAAAUUACUUCCAUGAUGGACCUUACCUUGGAGAUACUCUUUAUAAGGUGUAACCUUAUAUGAGGUAUAGAAAUCAAAAUGGAAGCAAUAAUAUAAAUGGAACCAAAGAUAGCUCAAUCGGUAAAGAACUAAUGAAGCUAAACAAAGCAGAUCAGUGCAUUUCAACGAUUAAUUAGAGUUUAGAAUUUGGAGGCGGGCUUACUGAUAGACAUAGAUUCUAAGAGAUACCUUCUCUGUUAAGUUACAGAAAUCAUCAGACUAUUCAACCUAGCGAGACAAAUAAAACAACAUAGAAAGUUAUUUAGAUUGAGAACACUUCCACUUCAUUGUAUGCUGGAUAUUAAACCCUAUCACCAAGGUCUACUAUUCAAACUUAGAUCUAAACAAGUCAGGAAAGAAAACCAAACUUUGGUGUAUUUUUGAGUAAUAAACUAAACAAAGAAUAAACUAAUGGCUCUCUUUAGUCAAGAGGCUUCAAUGAUAUAAUAAAUACAACAAUGGAUAAGAGAGAGAAUAUCAACAUAAAUAAAGCAGCAGCUGCAGUGGAUAGAACAACAUUCAGUCCACAAAGUUUUACUAUGGCCAAUUCUAAGUUUGAUGAAAGAAAUUACAAUCCAUUUUAAUAGCAAUGCCAGCCAUACCCUUAAAAACUAAAACCUUCGAACUUAACCCUUGAUGAAGAAAAUUACAAUGCACCCACACAGCAAACAAACACUAACAAGUACUAGGCUAUACCUUAAAAGAUAAAUGAACUAGUAUUGCCUUAAAAAUCAGAUAUUACCUAGUAGUACCCAGUAGCACCAACUAGAUCACCAUUAAAUAUCAAGAGUAGAGGUCAAUCCUUAGAAUUCGAGGGUGGUAGUCAUAUCAAGAGACCAAGUAUGAUAUCAAUUGAAGAUUAUGAAAAUGAAGAGCAUAACUAGAAUAGAAAUGUUUUCAAUCAAAAAGAGAAAUAAAAAAUUGCCUAAUGGAUGGGUUAGUUUAACAUUAGUAUUCCAAAAACAUUUUUUACCGAGAAGGACAACAUUCCUGAGUUCAAAGAUGGGUAAGUUAGAUAAAUCAUUUUACCUCCAUAUAGUUUAUUAUUAAGUUAAAUUGUUGGAGUAUUGGAAAAUCACAAAUUUGAGAACUUGCAACUAAAUCCCAAAUCAAGUGCGAGUUGCUUAUAAAAUAUUAAGAAGGCACUAUAACUCCUGAAAAAGAAAAAUGUAAUUAAAUUCUAUUUUUUAAUUUCUUUAUUAGCAAGUCCCAUUGUAUUUGCUGUACAGUGA
Molecule: messenger RNA, 4914 nt
Organism: Stylonychia lemnae
Lineage: Eukaryota; Ciliophora; Spirotrichea; Sporadotrichida; Oxytrichidae
Source: the annotation of a GenBank genome assembly